Erpetoichthys calabaricus (reedfish) is the source of this 3892-nucleotide messenger RNA. Its product is annotated as alpha-actinin-2. Gene Ontology annotation, biological process: muscle cell development; actin cytoskeleton organization. Gene Ontology annotation, cellular component: cell projection; cortical actin cytoskeleton; plasma membrane. The record is from RefSeq and is a predicted model, not a curated record. Gene Ontology annotation, molecular function: calcium ion binding; actin filament binding. The coding region runs from base 208 to 2895 and encodes 895 amino acids. NCBI's taxonomy places the organism in Eukaryota, Metazoa, Chordata, Cladistia, Polypteriformes, Polypteridae. The transcript is spliced from 21 exons.
GCCACUCGCGCCGAGUUCACUCCGAUAAUCCAGACUGCAGAGAGGAGAGAGCGGCCGACAGCACGGCGCUAUAGCUCAGGUCAUACCCACCGCACGAGUGCAACAUCUGAAAAGAACUAAGCAGCUGCAUUGAAAGACGUCGACAGCGUUGGUUACCUGCAUCGUUAGUCAUCGUUACAUCCGAUUAAAAGAAAACUCGGAAACGCAAUGACCCACAUAGAGACCUCCGUGAUCUAUAAUGACCAGGAGUACGACCAGUAUGAGUAUAUGGUGCAGGAGGAGGAGUGGGACCGAGACCUGCUUUUGGACCCCGCUUGGGAGAAGCAGCAAAGAAAGACAUUUACAGCAUGGUGCAACUCCCAUUUGAGAAAAGCAGGAACUCAGAUUGAAAAUAUUGAAGAAGACUUUCGCAAUGGAUUGAAGCUUAUGCUCCUCCUGGAAGUUAUCUCAGGUGAAAGGCUACCAAAGCCAGACAGGGGGAAGAUGCGUUUUCACAAAAUUGCAAAUGUCAACAAAGCUUUGGACUUUAUUGCAAGCAAAGGAGUGAAGCUGGUCUCCAUUGGGGCUGAAGAAAUUGUGGAUGGGAAUGUGAAGAUGACUUUGGGUAUGAUCUGGACUAUCAUCUUGCGCUUUGCCAUUCAGGAUAUUUCAGUGGAAGAAACAUCUGCCAAAGAAGGCCUGCUACUGUGGUGUCAGAGAAAGACAGCUCCAUACAGGAAUGUCAACGUCCAGAACUUCCACGUGAGCUGGAAAGACGGUCUGGCAUUCUGCGCACUUAUUCACCGGCACCGACCUGAUCUCAUUGACUACUCUAAGCUGAACAAGGAUGAUCCCUUGGGUAACCUGAAUCUUGCUUUGGAGAUUGCAGAGAAACAUCUGGAUAUCCCCAAAAUGUUGGAUGCAGAAGACAUUGUCAACACUCCCAAACCUGAUGAACGAGCUAUCAUGACCUAUGUCUCCUGCUUCUAUCAUGCUUUUGCUGGAGCAGAGCAGGCAGAGACGGCAGCUAACCGAAUUUGCAAGGUGCUUGGAGUGAAUCAGGAAAAUGAGAAAUUAAUGGAAGAAUAUGAACGGCUAGCAAGUCAGCUGCUGGAAUGGAUUCGACGCACCAUCCCCUGGCUAGAAAACCGCACCCCGGAGAAAACAAUGGUAUCGAUGCAACAAAAGCUGGAGGACUUCCGGGACUACCGCCGUAUGCACAAGCCUCCCAAAGUCCAAGAGAAGUGCCAGCUGGAGAUCAACUUUAACACCCUCCAGACCAAACUUAGAAUAAGCAACAGGCCUGCCUUCAUGCCCUCAGAAGGCAAGAUGGUUUCAGAUAUUGCAAGUGCAUGGCAGAACCUAGAGCAAGCAGAGAAGGGCUAUGAAGAAUGGCUCCUGAACGAGAUUAGAAGACUGGAACGUUUGGAACACCUUGCGGAAAAGUUUCGGCAGAAAGCUUCAAUCCAUGAGUCCUGGGCACAAGACAAAGAGAAGAUCCUCUCCAGGAAGGACUACGAGUCGGCCUCUCUGACUGAGGUGCGUGCCCUCCUGAGGAAGCAUGAAGCCUUUGAAAGUGAUUUGGCCGCCCACCAGGACAGAGUGGAGCAGAUUGCUGCCAUUGCCCAGGAGCUCAAUGAGCUGGAUUAUCAUGCCGUAGCUGAGGUGAAUGAGAGAUGCCAAAGGAUUUGUGACUUGUGGGACAAGCUGGGAACGAUGACUCAAAAAAGACGAGAAGCACUCGAGAGGACUGAGAAGCUUUUGGAAACCAUUGACCAGUUGUUUCUGGAGUUCGCCAAGAGAGCAGCACCUUUCAACAACUGGAUGGAAGGAGCAAUGGAGGACCUGCAAGAUAUGUUCAUUGUUCAUACUGUUGAAGAAAUUCAGAGUCUGAUUUCUGCUCACGAACAGUUUAAAGCGACUCUUCCAGAGGCGGACAGCGAGAGGCAGGCCAUACUUGGAAUUCAAAAUGAGAUCCAGAAAAUCUCCCACAGUUACAAUAUUGUGCUCUCACUAACAAAUCCAUACAGCACAAUCAAGUCUGAGGGCAUCAGUGCCAAAUGGGAUAAGGUAAAGCAGCUUGUUCCACAGAGGGACCAAGCACUACAAGAAGAACUUGCACGUCAGCACUCUAACGAACGAUUACGCCGUCAGUUUGCAGCCCAAGCAAAUGUAAUAGGACCAUGGAUACAGAAGAAGAUGGAGGAAAUUGCUCAUAGCUCCAUAGAAAUGAGCGGAACUUUAGAAGAUCAGAUGACCCAGUUAAAGCAGUAUGAACAUGUCAUUGUCAACUACAAACCCAACAUAGACAAGCUGGAAGGAGACCACCAGUUGAUACAGGAGUCGCUUAUCUUUGACAAUAAGCACACCAACUACACAAUGGAGCACAUUCGAGUUGGAUGGGAACUCCUGCUCACCACCAUUGCCAGGACUAUGAAUGAAAUUGAAACCCAGAUUUUGACCAGAGAUGCCAAGGGCAUCAGCCAGGAGCAGAUGAAUGAAUUCCGAGCUUCUUUCAACCACUUUGACAGGAAGAAGAAGGGAGGGAUGGAGACAGAUGAUUUUAGGGCAUGCCUUAUCUCCAUGGGCUAUGACCUGGGUGAGGUGGAGUUUGCACGAAUAAUGACACUUGUGGACCCCAAUGGAUCAGGCAUUGUGUCCUUCCAGUCCUUCAUUGACUUCAUGACCAGAGAAACGGCGGACACCGACACGGCUGAGCAGGUCAUAGCUUCGUUCAGAAUACUCGCUGGAGAUAAGCCUUACAUCCUGGCAGAAGAGCUCCGCCGAGAGCUGCCUCUGGAGCAGGCCCAGUACUGCAUCACCAGGAUGCCCGCUUACACCGGCCCAGGAAAAGCGCCAGGGGCCUUGGAUUACAGCUCUUUUUCAACAGCCCUGUAUGGCGAGAGUGAUCUGUAAAUGUGAUAGAGCUCCUCUAAGCUGACCCCUCAUACUCUACUAGAGGUAUUGCCAAGAUCAAGACUGUUUGAGAGUUUGUUUCAGAAAGGGAAUGACAAAAAAAUAAAAAACAGUUUAAUAUAAAAUUGUAAUAUGGGGAGUCAAUAUAGGAGUCGUGGCGUGUGAUGCACUAGGAGCAUAUUUAGAUGCAAAAUAUAUUUAAUUUCAUUUAUGCAAAUCCCAAAAGCACCCCAAAGCUAGCUAGUUAGGUACAGCAGAGGUAUUGACAGAAAAUGCCAGAAAAAUAGAAAUCAAAGCCAAAAAAAAACAAACCAAAACGCUCGAUAGCAGCAGCCAAAGAAAAUGAAGCCCUGGCGUGAUUAAGAAAAGCUGUAGAGAAUGAAAAGGAGAACCCGUAAAAAGGCACAAGCUAAUCUCACGCUCAUCUCGGAGCGGCCCAGGAGAGAGUUAACGUAAAAGUCGUUAAUUAUAACAGAGGCUGAGCUCCACUGGCCUGGGAUUGUUAACUUAAAUGGCGCAAGACGUCUGAGUGCGGAUCUUCAGUAGGCGAGAAUCCCCUCAUUUAUUUAAGUUUAAGGCCGUCGAAGUCUCGUGUCCUUUCAUAGCACUAAAAAGACACGGGUAACAAAGGACCUUCAUUUUGUAGAAACGAUCGGCUCCAACAGAACCAGAGUUUGUGCCGACAGCUCCCACUGAAUUCUGGGAAGAUGCCCCGAUAGUUAGGGGUGCCGUUCCGGGAUGAGCUGAGCUUUGCUUUAUUUUAGAUUAAGGAACUUUAUAAGGCAUUUUAUCAAAAUCGAUACAGAAAUCUUAACGUUUAAAAAGGUCAGCUUGGCGAUUCAGCGGAUGAGACGAGCGAAACACAACCGAGAUACAGACGCGGCAAUUUGAAAUGGUGUGAAAUGUUUAACUUCCUGUGUAAUAUAAGCAGCUCAUUUUUAUGGCUUCAGAUGUUUGAAUGACAAAUAAAUCCAAUGAUUGGUUAAUCUUGUAUUAC